AUGCAGAAGAAGAGCUGGAGAACUUUGGCGGCAGUGAGGAAGGUGCUAACGUGCGCCAUAUGCUCAAUAGCGCUAUUGGCUCUUUUCUCUUUCUCGAAGGUCCCCAACUUCUCUGACCCCGUCAAGCUCCCCACGUUGGACGAUUCAAGUGGGAUUUUGGAAACUAAAAAGCUAUGGAAGCCUCCACCAAGUCUCAAUUUUGUGCCAUGUGUAGAACCAAGUCCCAAUUAUACAUCUCCUACAGAGUCACGGGGUUACCUUCUGGUGCAUACAAAUGGUGGGCUCAACCAGAUGCGUGCUGGGAUAUGUGACAUGGUAGCUGUAGCCCGCUUAUUAAAUGCCACUCUUGUAAUCCCAGAACUUGAUCAACGCUGUUACGUCAUUGUUGCAAGGAUAUGGUUCAUUUGUUUAUGCAGCAACUUCUCAAAUGUUUUCGAUGAAGAUCAUUUUAUCAAUGCUCUAGCUAAUGAUAUAAAAAUUAUAAAAAAGCUUCCUAAGGAACUGGCUACUGGCCCCAGAGCGGUUAAACUUUUUAGAAGCUGGUCUGGUAUGAACUAUUAUCAAGAUGAGAUAGCUAGGCUCUGGGAAGAAUAUGAGGUUAUUCGAGCUUCCAAAUCUGAUUCUCGCUUGGCAAAUAACAACCUACCUCUAGAUAUACAGAGGCUUCGCUGUCGUGCUUGUUAUGAAGCUCUACGUUUUGCACCUCAAAUUGAAGCAAUGGGAAAAUUGUUAGUCAAUCGGAUGAGGUCCUUUGGUUCUUAUAUUGCUCUGCAUUUACGAUUCGAGAAGGACAUGCUUGCCUUUAGUGGAUGCACACAGGAUUUAACUUCAGAUGAAGCUGAUGAACUAAGGAUCAUUCGAGAGAACACCCGAUACUGGAGAGAUAAAGAAAUUAAUCCCAUAGAACAAAGAUCCAGAGGGUUUUGCCCCUUAACUCCAAAGGAGGUUGGAAUUUUUCUCAGUGCUCUUGGGUACCCAUCAAGCACACCUAUAUACAUUGCUGCUGGAAAGAUAUAUGGGGGUGAUUCUCAUAUGGCUGAUCUACGAUCUCGUUAUCCAAUACUGAAGAGCAAGGAAACAUUGGCAUCCGUUGAGGAGCUUGAACCUUUUACCACUCAUGCAUCUCAAAUGGCUGCGCUUGACUACAUUGUUUCAGUUGAAAGUGGUGUAUUUAUACCUUCAUACACUGGAAACAUGGCGAGGGCAGUUGAAGGCCACCGUCGCUUUCUUGGACACAAGAAAACAAUAUCUCCUGACAGAAAAGCUCUUGUUGGUCUGUUUGACAAACUUGAGCAGGGAACUCUGGAGGAAGGCAAAAACUUAUCAGAUAGAGUUAUUGAAAUACAUAGGAAACGGCAAGGCUCACCCCGGAAGAGAAAAGGUCCCGUUGCAGGACUUAAGGGCAAGGAAAAGUUACGUUCAGAAGAACCCUUUUAUGAGAACCCUUUACCAGAUUGUCACAUGAUGAGAAAGAUAAAGGAUGUAUACACCAGUGAUAAGAUUUCUAAAGCAAAUUACAAACCCAUAAUCUUCCACAUCGUUGUUAGUCGACUUGGACUAGACAGCUUCUCAAGUUUUCUCAAAGACAACAAGGCAAUGGCGGUCUCCUUCCUAUCAACUGUCCCUUCCUUGACUCCACUUGUUCCAGUCCCUCUCAACAUUGCUGCUACCUCUGGCUCCAGAUACCCAACUGUUUCUGUUACAAUUCGUUGUAAUAAAAUUGAAGUUGAUACUGCUAAUGAGGAUAGGUUUCAUAGGAGGGACAUUCUCAAAUGUGUUGGUGCCACCAUUGGCAUGGAAUUGAUAAGAAGCUCAGGAACAUUUGUGGAAGUGGCUGAGGCUGCUGAUCUGAUACAACGCAGACAGCGUUCUGAAUUUCUUUCAAGUAUCAAGGACACCCUUUUUCAAGCUAUAAAGGCAAAUCGAGACAUUAUCCCAUCCUUACUAACUCUGGCACUGAAUGAUGCUAUCACUUAUGAUAAGGCUUCAAAAUCUGGGGGACCAAAUGGAUCUAUCAGAUUCAGCUCAGAGAUAAGCAGACCUGAAAACAAGGGGCUCACUGCUGCUUUGAAUUUCAUAGAAGAAGCAAAGAAGGAAAUUGAUUCGUAUUCCAAGGGUGGACCCAUUUCCUAUGCUGAUCUGAUCCAAUUAGCAGCACAAAGUGCCACAAAGCAAACCUUUCUUGCUGCUGCAAUUCGCAAAUGUGGAGGGAAUGAAGAGAAGGGAAAUUUAUUAUACACUGCAUAUGGUUCAAAUGGUCAGUGGGGCUUGUUUGAAAGGAAUUUUGGACGAAGCGAUACCCAGGAGCCAGAUCCAGAGGGAAGGGUUCCCCAGUGGGACAAAGCAAGUGUGCAGGAAUUGAAGGACAAGUUCUCUGCCCUUGGCUUGGGACCCCGCCAGCUAGCUGUUCUGUCUGCAUUCUUGGGUCCUGAUCAGAUAGCCACAGAAACCUUAUUAGCUGCUGAUCCUGAAGUUUUUCCAUGGGUUCAGAAAUAUCAACGUAGCCGAGAAACAGUAUCCGAAACAGAUUAUGAGGUUGAUCUGAUCACUACUUUCACAAAACUGAGUAGUUUGGGACAACAAAUCAAUUAUGAGGCGUAUACUUAUCCAGUCAAAAAAGUAGAUUUCAGCAAACUCAAAUUGUAG
This is a messenger RNA of Prunus armeniaca (apricot), 2646 nucleotides long. NCBI's taxonomy places the organism in Eukaryota, Viridiplantae, Streptophyta, Magnoliopsida, Rosales, Rosaceae. The record is from the annotation of a GenBank genome assembly.